Messenger RNA from Melampsora larici-populina 98AG31, 804 nucleotides. RefSeq lists its product as uncharacterized. The record is from RefSeq and is a predicted model, not a curated record. Bases 1 to 804 code for a protein of 267 amino acids. The transcript has 5 exons. NCBI's taxonomy places the organism in Eukaryota, Fungi, Basidiomycota, Pucciniomycetes, Pucciniales, Melampsoraceae.
AUGGCACCCGAGAUGGCGAACACUUUUCCUCACAACAUCCAAAUCUCAACUAUGGAACCGUUCUUAUGCUUCUUAUCUGGUAUCGUCAUCAGCCAGUUCUUGCGGUUCUGUGUAGUACGGAAAACCGACGCGAGGAAGGAUGGGUGUGUCAAAGCUCUUGCUAGAGUUUCGUUUGGACUUCAUCUUCUUCAAGUCGCGGCAGAGAUCUGGAUCUUAUAUGCCUCUUUAGUAUCGCAAAAUGUCGGGAAAAUCAAUAGUAAUUAUAUUUUCGAAGCCAUUCGGACGGGCUUCACACUCUGUGUGGCUUUGAUGGUUCAAAUUCACUUCUCGCGCAUUGCUUAUGCACUUCUCAAAAACUCCAAAACCUGGGUGAUCAUUGCUUCUAUCCUGGGACUCUUGACUUGUGGUGGAGGUAUAGGAACAAUUACUCUCUUCCUACUUGAAUCUGUGAAAGAAGCUGAGGAAGUUGGACAUAGAGCUCAGUUAGGUGGAGAAUUGACGGGCUUUUACUUAGCCUGGCUCACGGCUGCUUUAGCUUUCAAUGUUACCAUAAGCUCGGUCAUCAUUUCAGCACUUCACUUACAAACAAGGUCGGGACUUAAGAAAACAACGAGGGAGAUCACGUUUCGAUUGAUGGCUUUGACAAUGGAGACUUUUGCUCUGGCUUCGAUUACCGCUCUUCUUUCAAUUAUCUUUGUUUCCUUUGGAAGCUUUGUGGACACCAGAAGCAGACCUCAUUCAAUUGACUUCGAGAGCUGUGUCGCUUCGUGGGCGUUACCUGGUGAAGAACUAAUUGAAGCCUAG